AUGCUCAAAGAAUUGAACGAAGCAGGGAAGAGAAUAGGACUACGAAUAAACAGAAAGAAGACACAGUUCAUGAAGAACGCCUACUGCGAGGACGGAGGAGUACAACUUGAAGGCUCCCAAAUCGUGGAAACUUCGUCAUACGUAUACCUCGGACGUUCUAUGAACAUGGAAAACGACUUGAAGGAAGAACUGAAUAGAAGAAUGAGAGCAGCAUGGGCAGCAUUCGCAGCCGUCAGGGAAGGACCAACUGACGGACCAUGGUCUUCGUGCCCAUCUGUUCGACUCGACAGUCCUUCCAGCGCUCUGUUACGCAGCGGAGACGUGGGCAGACACCGCGGCCACGUCUAG
Messenger RNA from Necator americanus (New World hookworm), 348 nucleotides. RefSeq lists its product as uncharacterized. Bases 1 to 348 code for a protein of 115 amino acids. NCBI's taxonomy places the organism in Eukaryota, Metazoa, Nematoda, Chromadorea, Rhabditida, Ancylostomatidae. The transcript has a single exon. The record is from RefSeq and is a predicted model, not a curated record.